Messenger RNA from Aphanomyces invadans, 2143 nucleotides. RefSeq lists its product as hypothetical. The record is from RefSeq and is a predicted model, not a curated record. The transcript is spliced from 6 exons. Bases 46 to 1491 code for a protein of 481 amino acids. NCBI's taxonomy places the organism in Eukaryota, Oomycota, Saprolegniomycetes, Saprolegniales, Verrucalvaceae.
CGCCAAUGAGCACGAGGACGGCGGUGCGCUGGAUUGGCGACGGGAAUGGGUCGGGGUGAGUACUACAAGAACAAGUACGGCCGCGGCGGUGGUCGAAGGCAUGGAAACGAACCAUCUCGACACAGGGACGCGCGCUCGCGAUCGCGAGAAAGGUUGCCGGAGCAAAACCAUCCAGCUCGUUCGUGGGGAUCGCUUGUCACAACGCUCGAAUCUCUUGAAGGCCAGAGCUACGGCAGCUACAACCUGCUCCGGGGGCAGACGUAUCGUCAUGAGGAGCACCCUACAUUCACGUUGGCAGCAGAUUCCAUUCAAGGAGACGCAUAUGCUGCCCCUUCGCGCUUUCACGUCGUGCUCGAUGCUGUCAGUGCACGUUAUCCGACUGACAUGUUGUCGACAAAGGGACGUCGUAUUGGUGUGGGAGACUUCCUCGCCAGGCGAUUCGUACAAGCCACGCGAGCUCGCGGCGCCGACGCUCGAUUGGGAGGACGUGGGUGGCACGGGGCCAAAGGUGGCGACCUUGCCAUGGACAGCCCUUCCCAGUAUGUGCUCGACCGCACAAACGUGAUCGUGGCCGCCGAUGGGUCCAUCGAGGCACGGUUCACCGUAGGAUUACCAGCUCGUGGACGAACAAUUUGUGGAGAUUUUGCAGCGAACAUUCUCACGGAAGUCGUGCCAGCGCUUGUACAAGAAGCUUUGGUCAGUCCUGUGAGGCUCGCAGAGUUGUGGGAACACGUUAAGUGUGUUGAAGAUCAAGCAGCUCUCCGUGACAUGCUUGCCGGCCAGGGACUUGUAGCUUUUGUAGCCGAUGGAUCCAUCUUGCCUCGGCAGAGCGGUGCGGAGGAUUCGCCAAUGCCGACGCCACCUGCGCUGCCCUUUCAUGCACCCCGGACCUCCCCCUUACGCCGAACGUUCACCUUGCCGCAUCGUGGCGAAAUCUCGGGGCUGGGCAUUCCACCGGGCAUCACACUGUUGGUGGGGGGAGGGUACCAUGGAAAGUCGACGGUGCUGCAGGCGCUCGAAAGCGGCGUGUUCAACGUCAUUCGAGGCGACGGGCGAGAGUUCGUAGCGACGGAUGCCAACGCAGUCAAGAUCCGGGCGGAGGACGGGCGGAGCGUCGGCGGGUGCAAUGUGAGCCCAUUCAUUGGCAACUUGCCGUCGCGCAUGUCCACUCAACGAUUUACGUCUGGGAACGCGUCAGGGAGUACGUCGCAGGCCGCCAACAUCAUGGAAGCGAUCGAGGUGGGAGCCACCACGCUCCUCAUGGACGAAGACACGUGUGCAACCAACUUUAUGACGCGAGAUCGCAAGAUGCAGCAACUGGUCGCGGCGGACAAGGAGCCCAUUACGCCAUUCAUCACCAAGGCCCGAGCGCUGUUCGAAGUCCAUGGCGUUUCAAGCGUGAUCGUAGUUGGGGCACUGGGGGAUUACUUUUCAAUCGCGGACACGGUCAUCCUCAUGGAUACCUUUCAACCCAAGGUUGGUGGCCCGUGAGCUUCCGUUGUCAGGUAUUUGGAAGGAAGGUCGACCCGAUUGUAGGACGUCACCGAGCCAGCAAAGGCCAUUGCAGCACAGCACGCACCGAUUGAACAAGACCCGACGUUUCUGCCGUGCUCGGCGGCAGCUCGCAUUCCUGAUCCGCGAGGGUUUCAGCUUGAUUCGCGCCACGUGCGAUGCAGCGGCACCAAAAAGAUUCAAUACGGUGACGUCGAUAUCGACUUGACGGCCGUGGGCCAUUUGGUGGAGCCAGGGCAAGUGCGGGCGAUCGCCCAUGUCCUUCGUGGCAACUUGGCCAGCGACAAGCCUAGUCACUGCUCCAUUGCGGUAAAGACCCUUUGAACGAUGAGCCUCGGGAAUCACGCUGGUUUGCCAUGGUCGUGCAGGCUCUCCUAGACAGUGUGGAAGCCGCUUUGGACGACAGUUUGGAUCGAAUCAAAGGCGACUCUCGAUGCGGGCUGUACGCGCGCCCAAGGCGAUUUGAGAUUGCUGCUGCGAUAAAUCGCCUUCGGUCCGUCACAUGGAGUGACGCAUAGGUUUUCGCGUAGCAAUGAUCCAUCGCCAUCGCGAACGUUGUGUGCGGCUCAAAGAAAAUUGUGUCAAUGCAUGAUGAGUGGAACGUCGCCACUCUGUAUUUUCACUUUGCAUG